Tripterygium wilfordii is the source of this 1016-nucleotide messenger RNA. Its product is annotated as protein C2-DOMAIN ABA-RELATED 7-like. Bases 170 to 724 code for a protein of 184 amino acids. NCBI's taxonomy places the organism in Eukaryota, Viridiplantae, Streptophyta, Magnoliopsida, Celastrales, Celastraceae. The record is from RefSeq and is a predicted model, not a curated record. The transcript has 4 exons.
GCCAAGCAAGGGCAGAGCGAACACAAUGGUGGACCACGAGUGCCAACGCUAGAUUCCGAUGUUGGUGUUGCAAUCACUCCGUUUCUGAAACAAAUUCCAGAACAAGGAAACAAAACGCGCUUGAAUCGAUCACCAAAAAGCAGGGGAAUACUCUUUCAUUUUCUUAGCAAUGGAGAAUGUGAUGGGACUUCUCAGAAUCAAAGUCAAGCGAGGCAUCAAUCUUGCUAUUCGUGAUGCCGUCAGCAGUGAUCCUUAUAUUGUCAUCACCAUGGCUCAUCAGAAACUUAAGACCAGCGUCGUGAAAAACAACUGCAAUCCUGAAUGGAAUGAUGAAUUGACUCUAUCGAUUUCAGAUCCUAAUAUUCCAAUCAAAUUAACUGUGUAUGACAAGGACACAUUUAGCGGAGACGACAAAAUGGGCGAUGCUGAGAUAGACAUUAAGCCAUAUCUAGCAAGUCUAAGGAUGGGCUUGCAGAACCUCCCAACUGGUUGUGUCGUCUCAAGAGUUCAGCCAACCAGACAGAACUGCCUAGCCGAUGAGAGCAGUAUUGUUUGGGAGAAUGGAAAAAUCAUCCAAUACAUGUGCCUGAGGCUGAACAAUGUAGAGUGUGGGGAGGUGGAGCUUCAGCUUGACUGGAUUGAAGUUGCAGGUUGUAAGGGUGUGGGAACUCAAGAUUUUGAAUGGAGAGAACAGUCAUUCAGAAAGAGGAGGCCACGCGAGUAACGGCAUCUAUCUGCCCUCUCCGGUGGGUUUAGAAAAGUGAGAUAUACAUUGCAGACUCUAUUGUGGCAGAAAUUUGAGUCAUUCUUGAUUUUUCUGGUGGCCAAGUGUUAAACUGAUUGUCAGUGAUAAACAUUUAAAUCCACCGUAAGAAGCCAUUGUAACUUUCUCAAUGACUGUUUCCAUACUUAAUUUAAUCUAUGCUUAGAGAGCAACAUACAAAAGUACAGACUUGCUGUCAUAUUCUAUGGAGAUUUGUUUUUAUUUUUUGUUCUCUAAGAAGCCUGUUUUUUUA